This is a messenger RNA of Dermatophagoides pteronyssinus (European house dust mite), 2885 nucleotides long. It is a transcript of the gene Clbn, whose product is annotated as Nuclear export mediator factor NEMF homolog Clbn. NCBI's taxonomy places the organism in Eukaryota, Metazoa, Arthropoda, Arachnida, Sarcoptiformes, Pyroglyphidae. The record is from RefSeq and is a predicted model, not a curated record. Gene Ontology annotation, cellular component: RQC complex. Gene Ontology annotation, molecular function: tRNA binding; ribosomal large subunit binding. Gene Ontology annotation, biological process: ribosome-associated ubiquitin-dependent protein catabolic process; rescue of stalled cytosolic ribosome.
UCGACGUGUUUUGACGAACAACAAAACAAAACAAAACAACCAAGAAAUUUUGUGAUUUUUUUUCAAAAGAAAAAAGAAUUAUUUUACAAACGAAACAAAAAUGAAAAAUCGUUUUACAACAUUAGAUUUGAUUGCAAUAUUACCCGAAAUACGUGAAAAAUUAUGUGGUAAUCGUGUUUAUCAAGUAUAUGAUAUUGAUAAUAAAACAUUUUUAAUUCGAUUUUCACAUCCAUCAAAUGAUAAAACGAUUGAUGAAGAACAUUUAAAACAGAUGCUUAUCCUGGAAUCAGGUAUUCGUUUACAUUUAACUGAAUAUGAUUGGCCAAAAAAUCCAUCACCAUCUGGUUUUACAAUGAAACUACGUAAACAUAUACGAAAUAAACGUCUCGAACAAAUUAAACAAAUUGGUAAUGAUAGAGUUGUUGAUUUACAAUUCGGUACGCUCGAAUAUUCGAAUCAUAUUAUUCUGGAACUUUAUAGUAAAGGAAAUAUUAUUUUAACUGAUAAAGAUUAUUCAAUAUUAAGUUUAUUACGAAUUCAUAAAGAUGAUAAAACAAAUAUAAAUAUUGCCGUACGAGAAAAAUACCCGAUGAAUUUGAAUACCUAUAUUGCUACUGAACAAUCAAUAAUGACCAAAAAUCGUCUACAACAGAUUCUUACCGAAUCAAAAGAACAAAAUUUUAAAAAAUUAUUUAAUCCACAUUUUUUAUAUGGACCAAAUUUAUUGGAACAUUCAUUAAUGAAAAUUAAAAAUACUACCGAUACAAAUCAAAUAAAAGUAACAUUACAAGAUUUAGAUUGGUUAGUAAUGGUAUUUGAUUUGGCUGAAUCAAUUGUCCAAGAAAUUCGUCAAACACAAUCAAAAGGUUAUCUUACAAUAAAAAUUGAAAAAAGAACAAAUUCUGAACUUGAAGAUAUUAAAAUUAAUGAUGAAUUUCAUCCAUAUUUAUUCAGACAAUUGGAAAAUCGUCAUUAUAAUGAAUAUGAAAGUUUUAAUAAAGCUGUUGAUAUAUUUUUUUCCAGUAUGGAAUCACAACGUAUUGAAACAAAAGUUGUACAACAUGAAAAACAAGCAAUGAAAAAAUUAGAAUCAAUAAAAAAAGAUCAUGAAUCACGUUUGGAGAAUUUAGCAAAAUUACAAGAAAUUGAUAAUCAUCGUGCUGCAUUGAUUGAAAAUAAUAUUGAAUUAGUGGAAAAUGCAAUUUCCGUAUUACGUAGUGCAAUAGCAAAUAAAUAUUCAUGGGAUAUGAUUGCUGAAAUGGUAAAAGAUGCACAAGAUAAUCAAGAUCCAAUUGCAACAAAAAUCAAAGGUUUAAAAUUGGAAAAAAAUUGUUUUUCAAUGUUACUUGAUGAUCCAUAUGAAGAUAAUAUUAAUAGUCAACCUAUGGUUGUUGAUAUUGAUAUUGAUUUAACUGCAUAUGCAAAUGCAAGAAAAUAUUAUGAUCAUCGUAAAGAUGCAGCAAAAAAAGAACAAAAAACUUUGGAUCAUACGGAAAAAAUAUAUAAAAAUGUUCAACGUAAAGUUAAACAAGAAUUGAAAGAAACAACAAUUAAAACAACUAUUGUUAUGGCUAAAAAAACAUUAUGGUUUGAAAAAUUUUUCUGGUCAAUUAGUUCGGAAGGUUUUCUAAUUAUAGCUGGUCGUGAUGCACAACAAAAUGAAAUGAUUGUUAAACGUUAUCUAACUAAAAAUGAUCUUUAUGUACAUGCUGAUAUUCAUGGUGCAACAUCGGUUGUAAUAAAAAAUCAUACUGAAAACAUGGAAAUACCACCAAAAACUAUAAAUGAAGCUGCUAAUAUAGCAGUUUGUUAUAGUGCAUCAUGGGAAGCAAAAGUUGUAUCCACUGCAUAUUGGGUUUAUUCGAAUCAGGUACAAAAAACAGCACCAACCGGACAAUAUUUAUCGGUUGGUUCAUUUAUGAUACGUGGUAAAAAAAAUUAUAUACCAUUACAGAAUUUAGUACUUGGUUUUGGAAUUUUGUUUCGUAUCGAUGAACAAAGUUUGGAAAAUCGUCGAAAUAUUGAACAGAAAAAAUCACCAAUGACAAACAACAAUCAAGCGAAAGAAAAUACUAAGGAUGAUGAUGGUGAUGAUGAUAUUGAUUCGGCAUUCCCCGAUACAAAAAUUGAAUAUAAAAAUGUAUUUGAUGAACAAAAUUCAAACAAAACUGCUGCUGAUGAUGAUGAUUAUACAAUUGUUAAUACGGGUGAAAAUUUAAAGAAAAAAGUAAAAAUGUUUUCACAAAAAACAGCUGCUAAACAGAUGAAAAAACGUAAUAAAAUGGAUAAAAAAAAUUUAAAUCAAAAUCAUGAAAAUGUAAAAGAAACUAAUGAAAAUGCAACAGAAACUAAUGAAACGAAAGUUGUUGAAACCGAAGACAACAUUCCAAAUGAUAAUGAUGAUGAUAAUGAUGGUGAUGAAGAUGAGGAUGAUAAGGGCAAAGAAGAAACAACAACAAAUGAAAAUAAUGCUGAUGGUGAAAAUGCUGAAGAUGAUGAUGAUGAUGAUGAUAUUCAAGAAGAAUUAAACAAAUAUAGUUUAGAUAGUAAACGAAUCAUAUCAUCAUUAAUAUCAAAUCCAACUGCGGAUGAUAAUUUAUUAUAUGCAUUACCUGUUUGUGGUCCAUAUUCAGCAAUGCAAUCAUAUAAAUAUAAAGUAAAAAUAAUACCCGGUACAACUAAACGUGGUAAAGCAUCAAAAAAUGCAUUAAUGUUAUUUUUAAAAGAAAAAUCAGCUACUGAUCGUGAAAAAGAUUUAUUAAAAACAUUAAAAGAUCAGGAAAUAUCGAAAAAUAUGCCAGCUAAAGUUAAAAUUGUAGGAAGAAUUAACAAAUGAAUGAAUGAAUUACAAUAUUCAACAAGUCAGGAAUUUUUAUUUUUAUUUU